Aspergillus mulundensis is the source of this 2133-nucleotide messenger RNA. RefSeq names its product putative carboxylesterase. Gene Ontology annotation, molecular function: cholinesterase activity. The transcript is spliced from 2 exons. Lineage: Eukaryota; Fungi; Ascomycota; Eurotiomycetes; Eurotiales; Aspergillaceae. Bases 1 to 2133 code for a protein of 710 amino acids. The record is from RefSeq and is a predicted model, not a curated record.
AUGAUGGUACGCUUACUUGUGGUUGCUGUGUUCAGCUUGCAUGCGCAUGGAUUAGGGUUGUUGCGAGGGGGUUUUGGGCCGGCGGACUUGGAUACCGAAGCCCAAGCUCCCCUACACAACUACCGGCUAUCUGAGCAUGGUCGCGUUGCCAACGAGAAGACGUCACUUACCCUUCUCUACCAGAAUAAUUUGAACUCGUCCGACGAUCAGAAUCAUGCUGGGGCGAUUCUGCUGGACCCUACGGGACAACAUGACCUUCGCGAUGCAUGCGAAGAGAUUGGAGAGACCAUGAUCUCCCUUUCCACAAUCAUGGAGUACAAAGAAGACUUCCUGAAUAUAUUUUCAUACCAUUUUUAUGUCAGAAACCAGACAGAGAAGAUCGAACAAGAGCGGUUCUACAUUCGAAAUGGGGUGCUGAUUGUUAAGGAUGGUGAUGAGCACUUUGAACAUCACCCUUUUCCUUCUCGAAACGUCCAGCUUCCCGUGUUGUGUACGCAAUCGAGUAGUGGCGGCGGCGAAAGACGCGACAGGGAUGCACAGCGGCAAUUGAUUCGAGUCAACUCCGAGAGCAACACGUACAUAGGUUCCCGAGAUCGAAAGUCAUUCCGUUUCUUGGGGAUCCCAUACGCUGACUCUCCGACCCGGUUCUCUUACGCGAAACCGUAUUCCGGCAAGUUUCACACUAUCGAAGCUACGGAAUAUGGUCCUAGUUGUGUGCAGUUUGCCGGUGGAAGCGAGAACUGCCUGUACCUCAACAUCCAGACACCAUAUAUCCCGAAGAAGAACUCCACGCUUGGUCUGCGGCCCGUGUUAUUCUGGAUCCAUGGUGGUGAUUUCACUGCUGGGACAGGUUCGGACCCUGUGACAGAUGGUGGAAAUCUUGCGUCGCGGGAGGACAUAGUCGUCGUGACGUUUAAUUAUCGACUCUCGACGCUGGGAUUUUUAGCGGUUCCAGGGACAGACAUCCAAGGGAACUAUGGCAUUGCAGAUCAGCUCCUUGCUCUUGAGUGGACAAUCAAACAUAUCGCUCAAUUUGGUGGUGAUCCUCGACAAAUCACGAUAAUGGGCGAAGGAGCAGGGGCUAGUUCAGUAAAGGCCCUCUUAAGCUCGCCGCAUGCACGGGGCAAAUUCCAAGGUGCCAUUGCAAUGUCAGACGUAAAAGACGGCGUUCAUAUUGUGCAUGUACCCGGCGAAGCGCCAAAUAACUCCUACCUAAGCAUCUUGGAACUAUACCAAACAACCGGCCAGAAGGUUUUUUCCGAGGCCCGCUGCGAGGGCACGACUGAGCAGCAGAUAUCAUGCUUAAGGGAGCUUUCUGCGUUUACCCUUGUCACCUUGCCAACAGUUGCACGCCAUGUCGUCCAGGACGGAAAAUACAUAGACACACCAGGCCUUGACCACGGUGCAGAACAUGCAGACAUCCCAGUCAUGUUCGGCAACACCGUCGAUGAAGGCGCUUCUUUCAUCCAGUACCCCUCCACCGACAUCAAAACCGAACUUGACGGAAUCCAGGAACCCCUGGACCUCAGCACAACCCAAGCCCUGAGGAUCCUGGACUCGAACCACUUCCCCAGUCCGAACACAGGCAAUAUAACACUCGACUCCUUCACAAUUGCACAACGCAUAGCAACAGACGUCAAAGUCCGAUGUCCCAAUCAAGCCGCUAUAUAUGCAGGCGUCUCAUCCGGUAAAAUCAAGCCCUCAUACUACUACCAAAUGCAGCGGACAAUGGGCGGAGUCGACCCAAACAAUAUCGGCGGACCACCACCAACACCAGACUCUCCAAACGGAGACCCCCAACUCCCUUACUUCCGCCUCCACGGCUCAGACCUGCCUUUCGUCUUCGGCAACCUCGACACAAUCCGGGACCCAUCAGACCUCUACGCCGCGCAGCUUAUAUCGUCCUAUUUCGCGGAAUUCGUACGAUCCGGACAACCGAAUCCUGAUGCCAAAUACCUGACUGCGCGCGGCUAUAAGAGAACACUCAAAGCCCUCCGGGCCUUUGGGCCUUGGGAGCCGGUGCACAACGCUAGCGGCCCAAUUCAGAUGCUAGACUUCCCUAGUCAGAAUGCGCCCUUCCAGGACCUAGAGCAGUGCGAGUUCUUAGGGUUUCCCGAUAACGUCUUAGCUUGA